Toxorhynchites rutilus septentrionalis is the source of this 1939-nucleotide messenger RNA. Its product is annotated as mucin-2-like. The transcript has 5 exons. NCBI's taxonomy places the organism in Eukaryota, Metazoa, Arthropoda, Insecta, Diptera, Culicidae. Bases 154 to 1788 code for a protein of 544 amino acids. The record is from RefSeq and is a predicted model, not a curated record.
CGAUUCGCGGCCCAGUUUGCGGGAAUUGUCCGACUUGCGGUGAACCCAGGAACAAUACCAGCAGCGGUGAAAUUGAUAGUGAAGGAAGAAUAUCGGAAGGAAGGACUUUCAAAUUUGUGAAAUGUGUGUGUCUAGCUAUACAUUUGCGAAAUCAUGAUAACACUGUUUCGGAUUCUAACUUUUAUUACGAUUUUUUUAGGGAUUACACACAGCACACUCGCAAGACACACCUAUGGCAAUAAGAAAAUAGAACAACAAUAUUACCAUCUGAAUCCCAGUGGAAAGUCACCCUGCACAACAGAUACGUACUAUUUCGGGUAUCAUGUCGGCCCGAAAGGACAUUUUCAUCACGAGCGUCGUGGCCACGAUGGGGUAACAUACGGCUGUUACGGUUACAUCGACUCCAACAAACAACUGCAAGUGACGCAUUACGUCGCCGAUCGCCGUGGGUAUCGAGUGGUAGAUCCCAACAAACCAGUGCAGAUCUUCGUCACCAACAGGAUUGGGGAUUAUUCGGAUGAGCUGAACGAUUUCGAUUAUGGUUCGGAGGACGACGUUCGAUCCGAGAUACGACCGUGGCAUGAGUUACUACUGCCGAAAGGAUGUGGGCAACACACUGAAGAAACAACCACUCCAGGUGUAGAGAUUGUGGUGUUGACAACCACAGCUGCUACGUCAGAGGUUCGCGAAACAACGUUGGCGCCGGUUACAAUACCACCCUUGGAAGAUAGUAGCGAAAGUGCUGAAGAAAUUGCUACAGAGAUCCCCAUAGAAAAACUGCCAGAAUCAAUCACAGACACAGUGGAACUAUCAUUGCCAACAAUCGCAACGGAACCAUCACUGCCGCUUUUAACGCCAACCACAACAGAAGUUUUACUGCCGUCAUCAACAACUGCUGCCGAAGAAUCACUACCGCCAUCAACAGAGUCAUCACUGCCGUCUUUUGAAAUCACAAUAGAGCCAACACUGCCACCUCUAGAAACUACAGUAGAACCACAACCGCAGUUACCCAUUACUGUGGUACCGCCACUGCCACCAUCGCCGAUGACAACUACGGAACUUCCCCUACCAUCAUCUACAGCUAUCGCAGAAUCUUCACCGGAACCAUUAACAAGUACGAUUGGGCCAUCGCUGUCAGUGUCAACUGUUGCUGCCUAUGAUGAGCCUACAGAAAUUCACAUUAUAUAUCCAACCACCACGGAACUGUAUCCUGUUAUAUUUACCUCGUCAUUCGAAUCUAUGGUGGAGUACUCCACGGCACCAGCCGUGGAACCAAUGGAAUCACAAGAAGUAACCACCAUUGGUACUGUCGAAUCCAUCGACACGUCCACGUCUCUACCACCAAUCCUGUUUCCUUCGUCAACAGUGUCUCCAUCGUUGGCGGUUAGUUUGAACAUUACAAUCGGGGAGUCAACGGAAAUUCCCAUCGAAAGUCUCGUAUUGGAAGGUGAUUCCGUGGAUACAAUUCCGGCCGACUUCAGCUCGGCUGAGGUUGAUCAGGACACGGCCAUUAUCAUAGAGCAGCAGCUGCAGACCCAGCCUCAGACGAUAGAGAACCCACCAAUUUCACAACAGACGAAGUGUGCAACGCCGGCGAUAUAUUAUUUCAUUCCGUAUCCCCAUCGGGCACCACCAGGAGUUCCGGUGCUGCCCUGUGCCAACUGUACGUCGAACGCAGGCUAUCUUCUGCUAUCUCCGGUAAUUUAUGUACCAAGCGAGGCGGCCCAACAACUUGGGCUAGUACCGAAAUGUGGCGAGCUGCCGGGGAAUGAUAAUCUCAUAACUUAAAGUGUAUGAUGACGGUAACCUUUGGAACGGACAGGAUAUGUGAUAAAAAUUGAGGUUGGAACGGGAAUGCUUCAAACGUUUGUUCGCUAAGCUAUGAGUUACAGUGGAGAGUAUGAAUAAAGAGGUAGUGAAUACUAGGAAAUACAAUGAA